Messenger RNA from Neopsephotus bourkii (Bourke's parrot), 1431 nucleotides. RefSeq names its product adenylate kinase 9-like. NCBI's taxonomy places the organism in Eukaryota, Metazoa, Chordata, Aves, Psittaciformes, Psittacidae. Gene Ontology annotation, molecular function: AMP kinase activity; oxidoreductase activity; ATP binding. Bases 127 to 1431 code for a protein of 434 amino acids. Gene Ontology annotation, biological process: nucleobase-containing compound metabolic process. Gene Ontology annotation, cellular component: mitochondrion; cytoplasm. The transcript is spliced from 9 exons. The record is from RefSeq and is a predicted model, not a curated record.
AGAAAAAGGAGGAUGGGUAGUGGAUAACUACCCUCUGUCAGCAGAUCACUGGUCAGCUUUAUCAGAAAAAGGACUUUUACCUGACACUGUUGUCUGUCUGAAGGAUACAGAAAAAAACGAGGAGAAAUGCAAGAAAAAACAAUAUCAGAGGAAGAACAACCUCUAGGGGCUGCUGAGGAGAAAGGUGAAAAAAUCAUCCUACCCGAGUUUACAGAGGAUGAUCUUCUAGAUAUGCCAGAAAUGGAAACAGUUAGAAAGAAGAUUGACCUUUUCAUGAAUGACUGGAAAACAGUGGAGUCAGAGAUCAAGCAGUCAUCUUUAAUUCAGGUUGCUGGUUUAGAGAUUGCUGAGCAAACUCCAGAAAGUCUGCUUAAUCAAACUGUGCUGGUUAUGGAAAAACCUUUUAAAUAUCAUGGUUGGGAAUUAUCUGCUGAAGACUUAGAUGAGGAAGCAGAAGAUCUGGCUGCAGAAAGUGAAGACGAAGAAGUUGAAGAAGGGGAAAACGAGAAUGAAGAAGAUGAAGAACAAAUUAAGGAAAAGAAAAGGCACAUGGGAGACACAAAACACUUCUGUCCAGUCAGUCUGAAAGAGAACUUUGUGCUUUACCCAGGACUCUAUGAUCAGGCAGCUAAAUAUCAAGAAAAGAUCUAUUACUUUUCAACUCCAGAGUGCAGAGAUAAGUUUCUGAAGAACCCUGAGGAAUAUGUGGCUCACAAUAAACCAAUACAAGCUCCUCCAUUACGAGUGUGCUUAAUUGGGGCUCAUGGAGCAGGUAAAACUAUUUGUGCACGACAGGUAGCAGACAAAUUGGGCAUUUUCAAUAUUCAGUUUGAAGAAUAUCUACAGGAAUUGAUCCUACCCAAAACUAAAGAGAAAGUUGGACCCCAUUUUGAUGAAGAACCUGAAGAAGAUGACAAUAAAAUGCUCAUGCUAUCACAGGAACUGGAAGACUUUUCUCAGGCCAUGACUAAAACUGAAAAAACUAAAAAAAGCAAACAGGAAGCGAAGUUAACUCCUGAGGAAGAGGCAAUCAAAGCAAAUCUGAUGGAUAAAGACCCACUGCCUCCAGAAGUUCUUGAUAACAUUGUUCUUGACUGGUGGAAAAAAGAGCCAUUCCGGUCCACAGGAUUCAUACUGGAUGGUUUCCCUCGUACUUCAGAUGAAGUCCAGUAUUUGUCAGAACGAGGACUUUGUCCUGAUGUUGUAGUUUAUAUUCAAGUAGAAGAGAGUGAUGUUCUGGACCGUCUUUUUCCUCCACGUCUGCAAAAAUGGAAAGAAAGACAGCAUAAAAAAAUGGAAAAUAUAAAGAAACUGAAAGACCUGAAAGCAAAAAUAAGGGAUAAGAAGAUUGCUAGAAGAAGGGAAGAACUUUUAGCAGAACAACAGAAGAAAGAGGAGGUAAGAAAAGCUAAUAAGAAAGAUUUUAAAUAG